Messenger RNA from Meira miltonrushii, 2495 nucleotides. RefSeq lists its product as uncharacterized. Gene Ontology annotation, biological process: DNA-templated transcription. The coding region runs from base 287 to 2374 and encodes 695 amino acids. Lineage: Eukaryota; Fungi; Basidiomycota; Exobasidiomycetes; Exobasidiales; Brachybasidiaceae. Gene Ontology annotation, molecular function: single-stranded DNA binding. The transcript has a single exon. Gene Ontology annotation, cellular component: RNA polymerase III complex. The record is from RefSeq and is a predicted model, not a curated record.
AGCCAAUGGUUGUGACAUACGCUUAGCGCUGCGUGUCAAGCGUGCGUGUGCACACACUUUCUUUCUGCCUAGCAGUAAGGAUUCGAGAAUUUUUUGGUUAAAAGUUAAAAAAGUUCUUGAUUUGGUGUUUGAUACACAAGACACAUUCAUUCAUCGUGUAUACAACAUCAUCCCUACAUCAUUACAGCUUCCCUACCAGCCUUCCUCACAUCCAGCAAUUACACUUAUGUCGAGAUAGCAAAUCAACUAAAUUAUCAUCACUCUCGCCGACACCUUUCUGUGAUCGAUGUCUUCAGCCGCUGGCGAACAAGGUACAGGCAAUGGGGCCGGAGCAGGAGUAGCGGCAAGCGAGACAUCGAUCAGUCAUAGCAGAGAAAAGAUUAGUCUAUGCUGUGAGAUUAUCUUGGAUCAUUUUGGUCCAAUUGCCGCUCAAGUUGCUUCUACUUUAUUACAAAGAGGUCGUUUAACUUUACGUGAAUUAAGUAGAUUUCUUGCAACGCCAACGAUUCAUGCUCCUACGGGAUAUAUACCAGAACAAGAUGACGUCUCUCACGCUGAAGCAAGUAUGUUUGAUGCUUGGCAAAGUGCAGCAAAUGGAGCUUCUGCCGGUGGAUCGUCUUCUUCGGCCACUUCUUGGAGUACACCUCUUAAAUCACAAAGGCUCAUUCAGCAAACAUUGCUCACCCUAAUUCAACACAACAUUUGCUGGCAUGCAAGAGCGCUUCCCAACGGAUCGCUCGUACAAGCUUCGAUGGACGAUUCUACCUCUCUCGAAGAUGCUUUUCGUGGUGUGGAGUACUUUCAGAUCAAUGUAGAAGAAGUUUUACCAAGAUUACGUUUUGGCGCUUAUUUGAACAUUGCUGAAGAACGGUUUGGAGAGACAGGAUUAUCGUCAGUCAAUACAAUCUUACGCAACGGAAAGAUCAGAGCUGCAGAUGUGAUCGAAAGGGUAUCUCAGCAAGGCCACGAUCGCGAACAUGUUGAAGAUAUUAUGAGAGACCUACUCUAUUACGGCUAUAUUCAACCUUCUUGGCCAAAAGUGCAUACAUCAGCGCGUGAUCGCAGAAUCUCUUAUGAAGCAGAGCUUGUCUCUCGAACACGAAAGAUUUUGGGACCAAAGGAGAAGAUGGAAAUCGCAGAAACAGCCAGAAAUUCAUUGACGAAUGAUGAUUAUGAAGUUUGGUUCUCAUCCAAACGUGAAGAGAAACCGGUCAGGCGAGGUUUGGGACCGAGAAAGGUAACGAAGAAGAGAAAACCAAACGGAAGGGCACAAAAGGAUGCUAAAGGGUCAAAAAAGGCCAAGGCAACAAAUGGUAAACCUGCAAAAAGGACAUUCAUGGGAAUUGAGCUGAGUGAAGAAGAAGAUGGCGGAGAGGAAGGGACAGGGCCGAAAUCAUUUUCGAUCGACGAUACUAUUUAUAUCCGUAUCAAUCAUGACCGAUUUGAUGUUCAUUUGCGAGAUGAAUUCAUUCUGCGAACGGUGGAAGCACGCUACAAUUCUCAAUUGGCACGAAUUGUUCAAGUGAUGCUUCAUCUAUGCACAGGAGCAUAUGACACCAUUCCAAGUGCACGCGACAUCUAUUCCAAUUCACUUCAUGUCAAUACAUUACGACAAAAGAUGCCGCUCAAGAUGGGAUUAAAGGAUGCAUUCGAUCAUAAAACGAUGAAGGAAAAGCUUGGAUCAGAUGCUAGUCAUGAUUCGGCUUUGUUGGGUGAAGCGAUUGCCAUCUUGGUUGGUGGAGGAGAUGAAUCACGUACAGGUCAAGCAAGAAGAAUGAUCGGACCAAGUGAAUUUGCUCGACCGAAUAAGCAUAUGGGUGGUUAUUCUCAAAUCCAGAUCGAAUACAGAAAUGCGGCACGAUUGAUGAGACACGCAAUUCUGCGCACAGUGAUCGAAGCACAAUUUGGUGCGAAUGGGUUGAGAGUGAUCACACUGCUACAAGAUCUUGGCAAAUUGGACGAGAAGCAGAUCUCGAAAGUAUGCUUGAUUUCCAUGAGCGAGACACGGGAUGUUUGUGCACGAUUGUUCGCUGCAGGACUUUUGUCAUUGCAGGAAAUCCCAAAAGCAUCCGAGCGUGUGGCUGCAAGAUCAUUCUUCUUUUGGUACGUUGAUGAAAAGAAGUGUAUCUCUUGGCUAUCCGAUCACCUGUGCAAAUCAUUGGCACGUUUGACACAACGACGCAGACAUGAACAAGCACGCGAAGCUGAUCUGGUCGUCAAAUCACAACGUAUCGAUGUCAAAAUGGACGAAACAUUGUUGAGGGACGUUGAGAGAAUUCGAUUGCAUCGAUUACAAGAAACGGUCAAUAUUAUCUCUUUAGCAGAAUUGCGAGCCUGGCAGGAUUUGUUCAUCGUUUCAAGCUUACCGGAAUAAGUGCCGGAAGCAUCAAAAUGGCCGCAUCCCGUGAGCGGCGCAUAUAUCCACUGUACACACACACACACAUUCUGUACGAUAAACAUCUUAUUCGAAUUGUCACAAUUUUAUUCUGAUUGAU